This is a messenger RNA of Folsomia candida, 4699 nucleotides long. RefSeq lists its product as uncharacterized. The transcript has 8 exons. The record is from RefSeq and is a predicted model, not a curated record. Bases 696 to 1415 code for a protein of 239 amino acids. NCBI's taxonomy places the organism in Eukaryota, Metazoa, Arthropoda, Collembola, Entomobryomorpha, Isotomidae.
UUGGUAUUAUAGUCGGAUUGAGUUUUGUAUGUGCUGUGCGUGCGGAGCCUAAUAAGCAAAAGGAAGAAAAACCGAAUAUUACAUUUCGAAUUCAAGGCGAGGACUUUACAGUAAGCGCAAUUCAGGACGCCGGUUCCAGUCCUCAAAUUUAUUAUUUGCCAAGUCCAUUGUGUUCACCGGCGCCAUCACCAGUUUCGCCAUCAUUAGGACUUGGUGACGUUGAUGUAUUUAAGCAGAUAUUAGAGGAAUAUGUCGAGAAGACGCCGCGUUUGGCGAAUCUAAUCUUGGAGUGCAGAGAGAAGUCCCUCGUCGAUAACUCAGCGGCGGCAAUAAUUGUUAACGAGUUUGUGUCGAAAUUGGUAGACUUAAAAGGUAACUCACCAUGCACUCGAGACCAGAUAUCUUUUGCAAAGGCGAUUGUUGAAAUUCUGCCUUUCUGGAAAUAUCCGGGAACGCCAGACGGAAUUGAUAUUCUUUAUGAUGAAAUUAACCGGUCUGGCCUAAUUCAACAACGACUCAAGUGGAUUCACAGAAACAUUAGGAAACCGGAAGUUGAUACGAGGCGUCGGAAAAAAGAAGAAAGUCAAGGUGGCCCAAAGCCAAAAAUAGCGAAAGGCGCAGAGGAGGUUUUCCCCAACUUGGAAUUAACGGCGGCCCUAAAUUCAAGCACUAAAAAAGGUGAAAUUGUAUCACUCAUGAAGGAAACUUUUGAACACAGAAACCAGAUAAGACGGUCAAACGAUCAAUCAGUGCUACGUGUGUACUCAAAAUUUGCGGAAUGUUCCUACUUGGUUAAUUUUGAGUUUUCGCUAAUGUUUCCUGACCUUGAACAAAACUUUCUAAACACGUGGCCGGAAUUUGCUGACCGAUUGAUUGCGCACUGCAAAACUUUAAGUAAUUCGCCAGCCCUAUUGAAAUUCGCAAACAAUAAUUAUGAUAAUUGGGACAAAUCAAUAGCAGCUCUAUUUGUUCUGUUACACCUUAUUCCUCCAAGCGCUCAAGGGAGAGGGAAAGGGGGACGCUGUAAAAUUGACGACGCAAAGUUAAAGUUGGUUACUUUUUACCGGGCUGAAACGCCCUUGAAAUCAAUUGUGGACACUUGGAAUUUUGAGACUUCCCAACCAGCGCUCAUUGUACUAGGCGAGGACCACUCCAAUUUGACGUCCUUCUACAUAAUUUGUGAUCGAAUCCUCCUCCCAAUCAACGCAAGAACUUCAACCGAGGCAAUCGAUUCCCUAUUUAAGGCUCAUUACGUAAUUGGAACAGAAUACGACAAAAAUUUGACCGGAAUUUGGAAGUUUAUUCAAGUACACAUUUUUCAACUUGAAACAACUACUCAGCUAUCAAGAAAAGUGAAACAAGUGUUCCAGCAAAUUUCUACUUAUCUUCAAACGUCAAAUUCCUCGACAAAUUAAAAUGUAUACUUGUGGUCCAUGUGGAAAAGUAUUUUGUAAAUUUAGAGAGAUUAUAGUACAUUUUAGGUGCAUUCAUAAUUACGGUGAGGCAAAUUUUCCAGCUACAAUAUGUCCUAAACAGUCUUGUAGCACACAAAUAUGUACAUGGAGUGGAUUGUUGAGGCAUUUUAAGUCCCACGAAAUUGUUUUAGAUUCUGAAAAUUAUGAUAAGAAUUUUGAGGAAAAUUUAACUCCCUCACUUAAUUUAGUAGAUCCAGUCUUAGAUGACGUAGGUAAUGAUCCCAAUUUAACUGAAUUUAAUGAACAAGCAGAUAUUACUACCAAUUUAGGAAUUAACGUAAUGAAAGAUAUUUUAAUUUCAUUCUGCUCGUCAUUGUUAGCCUCAGGUGUUACCAAUUCAACUGUGGACUUUGUUGUUAAAGAGUUUGAAAAUUCGUUUCUUCAAAUUUCAAAAUUAAUUUUAAGGAUAAGCAACAAAUUUUGCAAAGAAAAUUUUGAGGACUUUAGUUGCCAGUCGCUAUCUUUAAUAGAAGCGUUCAGUCACGUAAAUUCUAUUUACAAACGACAGAAAGCGUUAGAAAAAUAUAGCCAAAUAAUUAUGCCAAAAGAAUAUUCGUUAGGAAGUAGGCUGGAGCAAAGGGUGAGAGAUAACAAACGUCAAGAAGUUAUUGUAUCAGAUACAUUUAUGUAUGUACCAAUUCUCAAGAGUUUAGAAAAACUUGUUUCAUCUCCAGAUAUUUAUCAGUGUUUUUCAAAAGUUGUACCUUCAAAUUCCAAUUCAAUCGAGUCAUUUAAAGAUACAGUUGCAUUUAAAACUAAUUGUCUUUUUUCAAGGAACCCGAAUUCUAUUCAAAUUCAACUUUUCUAUGAUGAUUUUGAAACAGUCAAUCCCCUUGGCUCAAAACGAGGAAUUCACAAAUUGGGAGCGUUUUACUUUACUAUUAAAAAUCUUCCAGAUUAUAUUAAUUCCCAACUUAGCUCAAUACAUUUAUUAGCCUUGUUUUAUUCGGAGGAUGCCAAAAAGUAUGGUAUUAAUUCAAUUCUGAAAUUAAUAAUUCCAGAUUUCCUGUAUCUUGAGAAAGUGGGCAUAUCGGUAAAUGGAUCUGAUAGAAUUUUUGGUACUUUGUGUUCUCUUGCGUUUGACAACUUAGGUGGAAAUAGUUUGCUAGGAUUUAAUGAGUCGUUUAAUUCCCAUUAUUUUUGUCGAAUAUGCUGUACAUCUAAAAGUGAAGCACAAGAAAUAUUUGAGCAUAGCAAAAUGAUAGUCAGGGACAAAAGUAAUUAUGCCAAUCAUUUAAGUGACAAAUCUUUUGGUGUUCAAACUGAAUGUAUUUUAAAUCAACUUAAUUAUUUUAAUUUUUUAGAUAGUCCGUCUGUUGACAUUAUGCACGAUUUACUGGAAGGUGUCGUUCCGUACGAAAUCAAACUAGUUUUACAAAAAUUAAUAUCUUUAAAGUGCUUUGAUUUAGAUUUAAUUAAUCAAAGAAUUCAGGCCCAUAAUUUUGGCUAUUUAGAAUCAAAGAAUCGCCCAAGUCCAAUACGACUAGAAGGAUCGGGAAACAAAAUUGGACAAAAAGCUUCUCAAGCCUGGUGUCUGAUUCGGUAUUUACCAGUGAUUAUUGGGGAUUUAGUUAUUAGUAAUGAGCAAAAAAAAUAUUGGGAAAUUUUAUUGCAACUUUUGGAGAUUUUGAGCUAUGUAUUUUGUCGGAAAUUUUCAGAAUCUACUUUGUUAUUAUUAGAUGCAAAAAUAGUUAGCCAUCAUAAUCUAUUUCGUAAGUUGUUCCCAGAUCAAAAACUUAUCCCCAAGCACCAUUUAAUGUGUCACUAUUCUUUUGUCAUUAGGCAAAGUGGGCCAUUAGUAUCAAUGUGGGCCAUGCGGUAUGAGGGGAAACAUAAUUAUUUUUCUCAAUUAGCAGGACAAAUAAGAAAUUUUCGUAAUAUUUGUUCAUCGUUGGCUAAAAGGCAUCAACAGUAUAGUUCUCAUUUGUUAAAAACUAUUGAAAUUAAUGAGGGGGUUAGGGCAGAUAAUAUAGUAGUAUCUAAUUUGUAUGAAUUUGCUGAGUCUUUUGAUUUAAUCGAGAAAUUAAGACAGUUUGACAUAUUUAAAGAAUGUGACGGAAAUACAAAAGUUUAUACAGCAAAUAAGGUCUGGUAUCGUAAUUAUAAAUACAAAAUUGAUUAUGUUGUUUGCUAUGGAAUGGGAAAUAUUUUUCCAAAUUUUGGUGUAAUUCAGGACCUAAUAUUAAUUGAUGAAACCAGAUGCCUGUUAUUUUUGAAAAAGCUAAAUGUAGACUUCUUUGACAGACACUAUUUUUCCUAUAUUGUUACACGUACAAAUGAUUUGUUUGAAGUUGUGGAUAUAUCUAAUUUAAUUGUUCAUGAAUGUUUUGAGUUUCAAAAAAAUUGUAAUACCGAUGCUUUUCAUUUAGUUUUAAGGCAUUACUUGUAAAAAUAUAUGUAUUUGUAAUUUAGGCUAUAUAUAACUUGAUUGGUUUUUGUAUUUAAUUAAGUUGUGUAGUUUAAUUAUUGCGAAUUAUUACAAUAAAUAAUCAAAAUAAUUACCGAAAUAGUGAAACAUUUAUUACCAUAAUAAUAAAUAUCGAUAAGCAAACGAUAAUAAUAUGAUUAUGGUGCGGUGUUGAUUAUUUACCACCCAGUAAUAAGCAUCUUUAUACAUUUAUCAUAAUAUCAUUACUGGCUAAUAUUACUUCAUUACUGCGUGCAGUUGCAGGUUCAUAUUGCAUGAUAUUUAUGAUAUUAUUGUGGAGUAAUACGUUAAUGCCGGGAUGGUAAUCUUUCUGUUAAAUACCGCGCGGUAACUAACCCAUUACCACAGCAGUAGAGUCAUAUAUAGACUACACGGGGUAAUGAUUCCGGUAAACAUUUUUCGGAGAGUGUAUGAAUAUAGAUUUUGAAAAUAUGUUAGGUUUCUCCAUAACGUGGACGCGGUGGCGUCCACUGGGUCGACAUGAGCAGGUAGCUCGCUGACAAAGGGAUUUGUGUGGGCAUCCCCUAUUAGGAUGAUCGGAGGACUAGGUCGUGUGGGGAACUCUGGGCGUGUAUGUCAACUCGGGCAGAUGCAUUUGGAAACGGGGACCAAAAUAAUUUGCUGAGAAACUCACCCGUAUGCACUAAAUACUGAGUAAUAUGUUUACUAUUUAUUCACCCAAUGGAAUUUACGAAAGGAAAAUGGAAUUUGUACAGAAAUUAUAAACCGGAAACAAACAAAAAUGGAAACACUAUUUUUUCUCUACCACACUACCAUACACUACAGCAAAAUUUUU